UGCAGCCCGCCCUCUACUGAUUUUUCAACCGAUAUGUUUUGAUUGCAAUAGAGGGCGGGCUACAAAAUGGCAGCGUCCAAGAUACCCAAAGCCUUGACACUGAAGCAGUUUCUGCUGAGACAGCAAGUCUUAGGUCUGUACCGAGACAUCCAGCGAUCUCUGAGGCGAGUGCCAGACAAGACGGACAGGGAGGAAUUGAGACAAUGGGCCAGGGAGGAAUUCAAGAAGAACAAGAAGCAACAGGAUGAGAUUGCCAUCCGCAUGCUCCUCACCCAAGGCAAGAGAACGCUGAGGGAAAUAGAGAGCACUGUGAUCCUUGCCAGGUGAUGCAAGUGGACGUCUAGGAGCUAGUGAUGCUCUAUCAACGUCAAUCUUAUUCCAGUGACAAUUACUACAGCACAGAGAUACUGUCCUUGCCUUUGUUCGGCAGAUCCUAGAUUCCACCAGUGGAUGAGAAAAACCAACAUUUUGUGAAUUGAAGCAAACAUUUGUACCAUUCUGAAGUAGAAGAACCACUGCAUUGUAAAGAGUGUGCAAUUGGUUAAUAUCAAUGUACAAGAAGCCAAAGAAGCAAAGAUGCCUGUAUUUUGUUUGGGAACCUUUAACGUGCCCGCUUUCAGUUGGAAAGGUCACCACUUUGAUAACAAAUAAAAGUGCCUUCUUUAUACAUGUACCCUAAACAGAGCAGUAAAGUUUGGAUUUUAAGGGACCGGAAUGUUAACAGACAGUCAGAGGUCGGCGGUGCAGAAAGCACAUUAUGACAUUAAUUUAUUGGUUUUCUAGAUUAUUUCACAAAGUUCAUUAUAAAUAAUAGUUGAGGUGUACAUGAAAACUAAUGUUACAAAAUAAAUACAUGUAGUAAUAAGAUCUAAGGCAGCAACUUAACAAAAAGAACGUCAAAAAAUGCUUUGUAAAUAACUAGUGAUAAUUCAUGUAGAUAUUAUGUACAUACAAAAUUUGGAAAAAAGAAUUGACCUUGUAAGGUUUUCCAGGUAUGCUGUUGUAACACCUUUUUCUUUUAAAAUAAAUAUCUAUAUAAUGCAAUGUAAAA
This is a messenger RNA of Patiria miniata (bat star), 1051 nucleotides long. Its product is annotated as LYR motif-containing protein 2-like. The transcript is spliced from 3 exons. The coding region runs from base 67 to 327 and encodes 86 amino acids. Lineage: Eukaryota; Metazoa; Echinodermata; Asteroidea; Valvatida; Asterinidae. Gene Ontology annotation, cellular component: mitochondrion. The record is from RefSeq and is a predicted model, not a curated record.